UUUUUAUGACCUUCGUAUUAGUUUUCCAGAAAGAUUUUAUGUGUAGCAGAUGACAAGACCCGAGUUAAUGGACCUUUCCUAUGGAUUGACAUAUCCCUGUUAUCAGACUUUAUCAAAAUGAAGCUUUAAGUAUGAAGGAGUCUUGAUCGACAUGCUUCAGACAAUCUUAAGCAUGAGUUGGAGGAGUUGUAACUUAAUCUCUGAACUAGCUGCUCUCUCGAAAUAAUUGGUAGACUCAUUAUCAUCAACAUAAAACUAUUAUGAUUAAUUGUAUCAUUUUUAAUGACUAGACCAUCACAUAGGUAAUGUUGCAGAUUAGUAAAGACAUCUAGCCAAGCAUGUUGAACUGGGGCUAGCAACUUCAGACCUAUUAUAAUUGUUUGCAGUCUAGUAACUUUUCGACGAGCUCAGCAUAUUUCAUAUAAUAUAUUUUCAGACAACUUACCAAAAUUGUCGAAAGACAAGACAGCAAGCAUAACGAGUCCGAAGCGAUUGACUCCACAUCUUUAUGCUUGGCUGCCUAUUUCUUCUAGCCUGCAGCAUUGCAGAGAUGCUGUAGGCUAACCUGUCAUUUUAGUUUUGAAUUCUCUAGACCUCCGCAGUGGUCCAGUCAUCUAAGUGAUAUAGCUAAUAAUGAAGGUUUAAUUUUUGUGUCUUUAAUAAUUAGUAUCCCAAUUAUUUUGUGUCAGUUAUGUCCACCAGGAUAUGUCAAAGUCUUUUUGGAGAAUGCUUUGACAGACUCCAAGGAAUCUUAUUUUGAGAGCACUCAAGGAUUGUUCAGAGGCAAUUUAUGAAAGACGGUCCUCUUAGAUUUGAGACUAGCAAUUUUCCAGCCAAUUUGGGGGGGGUUACUUAUUUCCAUACUCGUUUUUCUCCAUUACUGGUGAUUGUACAGUAAGUUGUUAUUUUUAUGCACUUUGCUGUAAAUGGACGAGAAAUCUUAGCAGGAUAGAUACUCCAUUACUAUUUGGCGUAAAGCAUGAUGUAAAAUUAUCAUGGUUCUUCAUACUCUUUUCCACUUUGAUUCUUGGAGCCCAGGGAGGAGCUCCUCAGUUUAAGUAUCUUCAUCAUACAAGUGCUGCUUUUCAAAAAGUUUAACAAUAUCGAUUUAUCUGCAAUAACUGAGCAAGCUAUUCUGACAUAAUUAGUCUAUAAUGUCUAGGAAUUGAAUCUUUAUUGUUCAAAGUUUGGCCAUGCCUGAGCAUUCCAGAGGAUGCAUUUUAUUAAUAUUUCCUAAGGAACUUUCUCGAUUGCUGUAUUAUCUAGCAUCCUUAUUAAGUAGCCAUUUUUGCAAGCUCACGAUUAUGGAGGCAUAUACCACUACGUUUGUUCACAUUUUAUUAAAAUAAGCUAUUAUUC
Moneuplotes crassus is the source of this 1359-nucleotide messenger RNA. Lineage: Eukaryota; Ciliophora; Spirotrichea; Euplotida; Euplotidae. The record is from the annotation of a GenBank genome assembly.